AACCACGCUAGGGCGCACGUCGGCCUCUCUCAGGUAGAGCCACCCGAGGGAAGCCCGGCCGGGCAGCUGGCCCGGGGAAGGCAGCUCGGGUCAAGGGGCGGAACCAGCGCGGACCGGAAGUUUAGCGGCUGCACCGCCCGGCGGAGCCGUUGGCCGCGCACGCCGGAAGUGGCGGUCGGCCGGCCGAGGCGGCGCCCGUAGUGUGGAGCGUCGCUCGGGCGGGCGGCGACAUGGAGCCCGGGGCGGCCGAGUUGUACGACCAGGCCCUGCUGGGCAUCCUGCAGCACGUGGGCAACGUCCAGGACUUCUUGCGCGUUCUCUUCGGCUUCCUAUACCGCAAGACCGACUUCUACCGACUGCUGCGCCACCCGUCGGACCGCAUGGGCUUCCCGCCCGGGGCCGCGCAGGCCCUGGUGCUGCAGGUAUUCAAAACCUUUGACCACAUGGCCCGUCAGGACGAUGAAAAGAGGAGGAAGGAGCUGGAAGAGAAAAUCAGAAGAAAGGAAGAAGAAGAGGCCAACACUGUGGCAGCUGCUGCAGCCGAGAAGGAAUCAGUCCCAGUCCCAGUCCAGGAAAUAGAGAUUGACUCCAUCACAGAAUUGGGUGGGCCUGGAGAAGUAGAGAAAGUGCAGCCUCCAGGCUCACAGGAUGCUGUGCAGGAGGUGGCCCACAGCUCAGAGAAGGCAGAAGCUCCAGGAGCAGUUGCUGGUGCUGCUGAAGUUGCUAGGGAAUCACCACCUCUUCCCAGGAUUCAGGAGCAGUUCCAGAAAAACCCUGACAGUUACAAUGGUGCUGUCCGAGAGAACUACACCUGGUCACAGGACUACACUGACCUGGAGGUCAGGGUGCCAGUGCCCAAGCACGUGGUGAAGGGCAAGCAGGUCUCGGUAGCCCUGAGCAGCAGCUCCAUCCGUGUGGCUAUGUUGGAAGAAAACAGGGAGUGUGUCCUCAUGGAAGGGAAGCUCACCCACAAAAUCAACACCGAGAGUUCUCUCUGGAGCCUUGAGCCAGGGAAGUGCGUUUUGGUGAACCUGAGCAAGGUGGGUGAGUAUUGGUGGAAUGCCAUUCUGGAGGGAGAGGAGCCCAUCGACAUCGACAAGAUCAACAAGGAACGCUCCAUGGCCACUGUGGACGAAGAGGAGCAGGCGGUCCUGGACAGGCUCACCUUUGACUACCACCAGAAGCUGCAGGGCAAGCCACAGAGCCAUGAGCUGAAAGUCCAUGAGAUGCUGAAGAAGGGGUGGGAUGCUGAAGGCUCUCCCUUCCGAGGCCAGCGAUUUGACCCGGCCAUGUUCAGCAUCUCCCCAGGGGCCGUGCAGUUUUAAUGACCGGAAGGGAAGGAAACUCUCGCCAGCGGGGAGGCGGCGACCUUGUCUUCGGCAGUCCCCCUCGGCGCCCUGCAUGCCAGGGACUUGCUCAUCUUGUUCACCCCUAGCCAUCCUUUCUUUCAAGGGUGAACCAGGCCUUCCACCCUGAUCUUGCAUCUCCAGACUGUUCUAGAGAAGGUGUGGGGCCUGCUGCUGCGUGGCAGCCGCUGUGGCCAAUGCUGAGUGGAGGUGUUUGAGAUGCAGGAAGGAGACACCCCAACAAAUGGGGAUUACAUGCUUUUGUCUCCACAGUAACCAGCCACUGCAGGCAGCAUUUCUUUUCUCCCCUGCUCUCUGUUUGCUGCUGUUUUGACGCUGUCCUGUGGCUUUUCUUCUGGUUGGGGGUGGGGAGUUGUUGCUGGGCACUUCUUCAUUGAAGUAUGGGGAGCUCAGUGCUUGCAUGAGGGCAAGUAUGGACGGCUGUGUGGCUGUUGUGGGGCUGCUUUGGGAACCCCCUACUCCUCAGACCUCUUGUUGGGCACAUCCACAUGGAGUCUUACUCAUCCCUCUGUAAACGUGCUUGGGCUGCCUCAGCCUCAUAGGCAGAGCGGCGGAAGCUGGGGUCCUAGUUGCACGUUCUAGAUGCUGGGAGGUGGUCUUAGGUUCUGGCAUCUGGCCUAGGUGCAACGGGGAUUCUGUCCUGUGACUGUUCUGCCUUGCCUCGGUUCUUGUUGAAGUGAACUGAGCCCAGCUACCACUGCAUGGUAUACUCUGCUUGGCUCCGCAUGAUACCUCCUCUUUGGGUGCACCAUGUCAAAGCACGGGCAGGAGCAGAAAGUUGGGCGGCCUCAGGAGGAGACCACAGCAUGUGUCCAGCAGCCCAUCAGCAGAGCAUGUUGGCCACAGGUCCUGAGCAGCCUUGACCUCCAGGAGCCUCUGGCAGGAGGAGUUUCUGCACAGGACAUGAAGGCACAGCAUCCCACCGUGAUUGAAUCUGAGAGUGAAGACUGUCCUGUCCUCAUCCCUUGUGCCAGGCACAGGACUGUGCUGCCUUGUCCCACGUCUUCUCCAGGGACCAGCCACCGCCUCAGUACCUCCAAGCCUGUGCCCUGAGCCAUGGCUGCUGACAGACUCCACCUAAGGUGCGAAGACCUGAUUGUGGGGCAUGGCCUCAGGGCCCUGUGUCCCGAGUACUCACAGUGGCUUUCUGUGUGUCCGUCGCCAGCAGUGUGGUGCUGCCACUGCCUGGCACCAUCCAUUUGCCUGGCCAUCAACCUCAGUGCGUGGAGAAGUCAUAUUGCAGGUCUCAGCACCCUGGCACCACUUCUGGCCAGUAAGACUCUAAGAGAGCCUGCUCCCAGGAGGAGAGAACCCUGCCCUGCAAACUUUCUCUGUGAACACUGGGGGAUGGAGCUGUGGGAGAGUAAGCUGGUGGGUGGUCCUUCCAGAGGCUUCAACCUUCAGCUGCAUAGAUGGGAGCUGGUUUAUUGCAGCCAAUUUUGGGUGUAGAUUUCUGGUUAAAGUGGUGGCUGAUAGCCCUUGUAAGAAAGGAUCCCUGGGACAUGUCCUGUGGGUCUGGACAUGCUGUCUGAUCAUCAAGGGAGAACAGAGGGUCCCAAAUACUCUCUUUGGGAUGUGACAGCCCUAUUGUCUGAUGUUUGUCACCUAUGAGGGGUCCUGAGGGAGCCUUUGUCAUUUUUUCCUGGAGUUCCCAUCAAGGUCCUAGGAUUUGCACACAGCUGUCCCGUGUAAGCUUUCCCGCCUAAUUCGAGGUCUUACGGUGUGUGUGUGUGUGGUGUGUCCCCUGCCUUCUCUGUAGUCCCCCAGUUGCCCCCAUUUUACCCCCCACCACGUAGGCAGUCUUCCAGAAGGAGUGAUGAAGAAGAGAAGAUGCCCUAUACCUCCUUAUUUGGGAGACUUUGAGAGUCGUUCACUUCCAUGGUGACUUGUCUUCCUUUCACCCAAUUUUAUUUUCUGUGUUGCAUUUCUCCUCAGUCCCUGCCCUGCUUUAGUAAACAAAUGAUAAACCAGCGUCUAGGAAGAGUAGCUGGGGGCAGCGUGGGCUGUGUGGCAGGAGCAGCCACCCUGCAUCUGUUCCUUGUGCCCCUGGCAGUAUUUGGUGUGGUGUGGAGCGCAUCCUGAUGUGGCUCGCCCUGCAUGGCUCUCCCUGCAUGAUCGCCAUCUAGUGGAUAAUUCUGUGCCCCGAGGUGCCUCCCUGGACUAAUCUAGCCUCUGGAGCUGGUGCACCAUGCCUGUUUUCUCUUUUUAGACACGACAGCCGCAGUUUGGCCACUAAGUCCACCAGCUGAGGUCUGAGGAAAGCAGGGUGACUCGAUCCACUUUUCCAGGGCCAGGAGAGUGGAGUGUCCAGCCUGCAAAGCUGCUCCAGCUCCUCGGUGUUGGUUUGCAAUAAAUCUGUAUUUAAGCA
Messenger RNA from Cynocephalus volans (Philippine flying lemur), 3735 nucleotides. It is a transcript of the gene NUDCD3, whose product is annotated as NudC domain containing 3. The record is from RefSeq and is a predicted model, not a curated record. Gene Ontology annotation, biological process: protein folding. Gene Ontology annotation, cellular component: cytoplasm. The transcript has 6 exons. Bases 231 to 1325 code for a protein of 364 amino acids. NCBI's taxonomy places the organism in Eukaryota, Metazoa, Chordata, Mammalia, Dermoptera, Cynocephalidae.